This is a messenger RNA of Prorocentrum cordatum, 3765 nucleotides long. Lineage: Eukaryota; Dinophyceae; Prorocentrales; Prorocentraceae. The record is from the annotation of a GenBank genome assembly.
AUGUCUGCCGACGAACAGGGCCACUACGAGGACACGAAGCACUCUGUUCAGAGCGUUUAUGGUAACGGCCCUUUGAGAGCGCUCUUUCGGCUUCACAUGCAGUCCUCUGAGGAUGGGCACGAGGUCGAUGAUUGGUCGCGCCUGCAGAGUUGGAUUCCGCGAGUUCCAGGGGUCGCCGCGCGCGCGAGCGAGCCCGGGGAAGCGCCCGCCGAUCCCGUCGGCGACAACAGCUCCCUACAGCGACGGUUGAAUCUUCCAGGCGCAGCUACGUGCAGUGCGGAAUUCGACGAGUUCAUGAUGGAGGUAGACAGCGAGCGGAGCUGGCUGGAGAGUUUGACGGCAGACCCUGAGCCGCCUGCCGAGAGCACACUCGUGCAGACGGAGGCGGUGAAAACAUUCAUAGAGAAGAAGCACGCCUCAUGGGAUCCGUACUUGAAGCGGAUUGCCCUUGGGGCGCUAGCCAUGUAUCGACGUUGGCUAUCCGAUGUCUACGUUCGAGAGCACGUCAUGAUGAUGCACAUCAUACUUGGCGGUGGCUACCUCGUCGCUCACGAUGGGGUCAUGUAUUUCUGGAACGGGAAUAUAAGGUUCUUCGAGAAGUACGAGGACCUCAUGCCAGAGAUUGUGCAUGCUGCUCUGAAGGGGUACCUCUUGACUUUAGAAGGGCUUUUCUGGUCUAUCACUUGCGAGGUUCGGCGGGGCGACGAGGCCGCGAUGUCCGCAAUCGAGGGGUCGUUGGAGAAGAACCGGCCGGAGGCUCGGAAGGCGUUCGCCGCGCGGCGCGACAACGCCAUCUUCAACAAAGGAGGCAAGGGCGGCGGCAAGGGCGGCGGCGUGGGAGGCGCGGGGGAAUCUGCCGCUGAAUUCGAUGCUCUCUCGCAGGUAGAUGCACGGGGGCUGGAUGGCGAUGCGCCCGCGCCGGCGGACGACAGCGCCGCGCGCAGUGCGACGUGUUAUAUCACGAUCGCAGCGAGCGUUGCUCGAGUCGGGCGAAGCUUACAGAUCCAGACGAUUCAGGACAAGUUGCCGUCGUUUUGCUGCGAGUGGUGCGAUACUCCGCGCCCCUCGCACAGGGGCGUCGCCGGCCCCGACGUCGCGUUCGUCUACGACCUAGACGGAACCCCGGCGAAGCAGAGCGCGAGGGGGAGUGAACGCAAGAGCAUAUACAUCGGCAUGCCGCACAAAAUCAAGGCUUGGUUGGGCGACCCGGCCUUGGAGGCGGCCGCAGCGAGAGUGGACCAGUUCCACGGGCAGACAUUUUGGGCAAACGCCGCCGCGCACGAAGUGUGCAUGGCCGCCCUCGCUCUGGCGAACAGAGGGUUGAACGUCGACCAGCUGUUCUUCUCCUGGGGGGCCGGCGGCGUCGGGCUUUCGCUGGCGACGGCCCAUCUCGACGCCAUGCUCAGCCACUCCAACCACAAGUAUUUCGACCCGCAGGUGUUCUAUCUCGACGAGGAGAUGCGGAAGACGGUGGAGUCGCUCAAAGGCACGAUCGUUCUCACGGCACAGGAGAAGCCAGAAGGCUUGAGGAAGAGCUCCCGGGAGGAUUUGUUCAAGAAGCUGGCGUCUGCCGACGGCAUCUUUGGUAGGCUCCCGUAUCAAAUUCUGAAAGUUACAUACCUGGUCGGAUGGAAACGCAUGGAGCUCAACAAGCUCAUCACUUUCGACGGAGUCACUGAGGGUGCAUUCCACGCCAUCCGGAGGUCUCUUCUGAUCCAGAUUUAUGCUAGGUUCGUUGAUGCGGAGUACAUCAGGCGCGUUCUGCCAGACGCAGAGAAGUACGGCAUCUUCCCGCGGGCGCCGGACCUGAAGCCGUUCAUGCAUUCAGGGCCGAAGCCUGGCGGCCAGAGAAGCGCGGCUGCCCCGCCGCCCGGCGUCGACUUCGAGGUCGGAGCGGGCGCGUCGCAAGAUGCGGCGGCGCCGAUGGAAUCCUUGCGCCGCCACCUCCUCCAGCAGACGCUCGAGCGGAAGUUCGACGCCCUGACGUUCUCCUAUUUCAAGCAGGUUCAUACGGUGCAGAUCCAAGGUUUGCCUGAGAGGAAAACCACAGUGUGGCAAGCGAUGGAUUCCGCCAGAUGGGCGGAACCCGGGUCGCAAGGCAAGGCGAAGGACAGACUUUUCCCGAAAUUGCCCCUCGCCCGCAAGUUCAUCGAUGUCGUGCCACCGCCGAGUUUGGAGGAGCCGACCGCCCUCCCAGAACAGUGGGACCGCGCGGCGCUGCAGCGCUACGCGAACGGCAACGCUUGCCGCAGGCACAACGUCGAAAUCACGGUGGCGGUCCUGGGGUCCGUUGCGAAGCAGCGCGGGCGGAAAAGCCGCGCGAACACCGCUGAGGCGGGCAGCGACGCUCACCUGCGCGAGAUCGGCGUGUCAAUCCAGGCUGCGGAGGCGACUCUGGGCGCGAUGCUGGAGAGCGCGCGCGAGAGGCCGACGGUGGCCACCGCCGAGCAACCAUAUGCGAAGAGGAGGAAAAUCGCUGUGAAGAAGAGCUCUAGCGGCGGCAGCGACUUGGCAGAGCGUGCCAUCCCUUACGUUUGCAAGCGCGCUGCGGCCCGUUGCUUCGCGGACGUCCCGGCAGCGCAGGGCUGCCCGACGCGCGUGCUGUUUCCGAUGCUGCAGGGCACUGUAGAUCUCGACAUUCACUGCGCGGUUCUGACAAUCGCCUGGCAACUCGUGGAGAAGAUGGACCUGGCGGAGAAGGAUCUGUUCAAAGAGGAGUUGACAUUGUUGAAGCAGCUGGCCGAGGACAGAGACGAGAUAUUGCAGAAGGAGUUGAAGAGCAUGGGGCACCAUGCGGCCAAGCGCUUCGUGCUCGAGACCAUCGGCGGGUCCGGAGCUUUCGACGUCGACGCCGAGCCCUUCGCCAAAAAGCUGCAGCGCGUCAGCCGCGUGCUGCGUUGGGUGGCGUGCUCUGCGUUGCCCGAUGUAUACGAAAGCUUUUGCAGCGACGCCGAGCAGCGCGACGACAAGAAGAAAGAGAAAUGGCCGGAGGGGCAGACAUUCUCCACUUUCUACCAGCGCGCAGAGGACUGCAUCCUCCGCCAGUUUCAGACGUGGGUGCUCAUGCAGCCGGUGGCGCAUUUGUCCUUGCACUUCGACGGCGUGAGGGUCAGCAGGGACGCGGUGUUCGCCGAGCAUGCCACGGUGGCGGACUACGCCGCUGACGCGAGUGCCUACAUCGCGCAGGAAACAAGCUUCGUAGUGAAGAUUAAAGAGAAGACCCACCCGACGAUCGCAGAGGCGCUGAUGAGCUGCGGGGCGUGGCGGCCUCUGGAAGCGGCAGCGGCGCCUGGUAACCUGCUGAAGCCCGGCAAUGGCAUUCUAUUAGCGCUGUGGCGAUGCGGCGACGACAGGGCGUCCGUGUCCGUCCUCUCCCUGGCAGGCGCCACCUCAGUUGAGAACAAUGCCGCCAGCGUCGACAAAGGGAGAACUUACGCGGAAUGUUGCCUGAGCCACAAGAUUUCCAUGAUGCCCCAUUUAGGUUUCAAUGCGAAAGAGGAUGGGCCUGAUCUGCUCCACCUGGAUGGGGGCGGAUCGCCGUCUUGCGCACUCGUCCACGUUGAGAGGGCGCUCGACAAGGCGUCGGUUUGUUUCAAGGACAAUGCUGGAGGGGUGGGUCUGUCAGAUGUCCAUGAUGCCCUUCUCGCGGGGCGAGACUCGAGGAUAGCAGUCGCGUUUCGCGUCGAUCUGUGCCCGGCGGCGCAGGCGCAGGCGCCCGACGAAGGCGACGGCGACGCCGGCCCUUGGCGGGGCUCUCGGGCAUGA